Necator americanus (New World hookworm) is the source of this 1863-nucleotide messenger RNA. RefSeq lists its product as uncharacterized. Bases 1 to 1863 code for a protein of 620 amino acids. The transcript is spliced from 14 exons. The record is from RefSeq and is a predicted model, not a curated record. Lineage: Eukaryota; Metazoa; Nematoda; Chromadorea; Rhabditida; Ancylostomatidae. Gene Ontology annotation, biological process: transcription elongation by RNA polymerase II. Gene Ontology annotation, cellular component: elongin complex; nucleus.
AUGCAAUGCUUAGUAUCGUCACCAUCUAAUGGGAACUUCAAGAAAAUUGAUUUCACAGGUUGUCGUCUCAAACAAAUCUAUAACUUCUUUGUGAUGACUGUGGACGACACUGUUCUCAGCAAAGUGAUCAAGUAUGGGAAAUUAAUCAAGAAAAAAGAGAAGGUCGCUCAUGCUUUGAGCCGGUUGAAUAACAUCGAAAUGACUUUGGAAAUAUUGUCGGCCACAAAUAUCGGUCGUUAUGUGAACAGACUUUGUCACGACUCGGAAUAUGGUCGCGAUGCCUCCAGAAUCAUUGAAAAGUGGAAGGAAGUUGCACGCCAAAGUGGUGUUCGAGGUGGUGAUGAGGAUCGAAGUUCGGAAGACGGCGAUGCUUGUGAACGUGAUCAGUCGCCGGUUGCUGCUGGUGUGUCCGACGACGUCGAAGAAGAAUCGCAUUCCAGAAGCUAUAACAGUGGUCGUAGUCGCAGUCGACAUGAUUCUGGACAUGAGGACGGUUAUAGAAACGACGACACCUACGAGCAUGUUUCCACGAAACAUCGACGUAAACGUGACGAGGAUAGCGAGAGUUAUCACGACGACUAUAGGAAGGAAGAAGGAGAUCUGAAAAGACGUCGUUCCGAUGGAAAACGCCUCCAAGAUCAGUCACGCAGUCGCAGUGAACGAUAUGAUGAUGACGAUUCGGAUGAUGGAUAUCGUUAUCCUUCGGCGAAGCGCAGUCGCAAUGUGGAGCAUACGAGGGAUGAAGAGGAACAUAGUAGUGACAAUAGUGACCAUUCCCUGAACAGAAACUAUGAUAGUGAUGAGUAUCGAGAUGUUACCAGUCCCAAGUCGUUUGCAUCGUCGUCUAAGCAGAGGCAGUCAUCUUCUCAUGGCAGUUUCUCCAAGAAGAGGGACCAUCCGUCAGAGGAGUCUGAGCUAACGCAGCAUGCGUCUUCGUCCAAAAUGUCGUCAAAAACUACACCAAGCAAGAAAGUGGUUACUGAGUUCGACAUGAUGCUGCAAAGUGCAGAUUCUGGUCAGCCGAAACAUAAAAAGCAGCGUGAACCUCACUGGAAGUGGAGUGACAUGCCUGUGUUGAGCAAUUAUCAGCCAUUUCCGCAAGCACCGCGAGCGUCGAAAGAUGCAGCGCUACCUCUUGCUGACGAUUUCAACCCAGAAAACAUGUUCAAACCUCGAAACGAACGUGGUAAAGUUUUUGCUGGCCGUAGAAAAAAUACAGCAAUGAAUGUGUCUUCGUUGUUCAACAUUUGUAUCCGAGUUCUUUGCAACAAUAUUGGAGUACUAUUAUAUGCGGAAUAUAUUCCUUAUGACGUGCUAAAACCGGUCUUUGAAAGGUGUACUGUCGAAGAGCUGGCAAGUAUCGAAGCGAAACAUCCGUACCUCGAAGACGAUUCUGAUGAGCUGUGGCAGCGAUUUGUGUCGAAGAAGUAUCCGGGGGAGGAGCCAGAUUCUGAUACUUCGUGGAAGGACUUAUAUUACUCACUUGAGAAGGAAAAAGAAGACAAACUGAAGCGACUAAGCCAACGUAUCGGGAAGAUCCAUCAGGCCGAUUCAGGAAAAGGACAACGAAAGACAAUGCUGGCAGACGCAACUGCUCCUUCUUAUGUGAGACGUCGUCAGAUGCAGCACGGAAUUGCUCACGCCUCUCGUCCAUUGCCGAGCGCCAUAGAAGUAUCGAGUGCUCGUAGGAAAAUUUUUGAGACAGGAGGUUCUAAAGCCGCUUUGGCUGCUAUUCCUUCGGCUGUCGUGAAUCGUAACUCAACGGUUGGUGCGAAAACCGAUCGUAACGCAAAGAAAGCACCUGCGAAAAAGGGUGCACUUAUGAUUAAAACCAUGAAAAUGCUCAACAUGAAGCGUAAGUAG